Messenger RNA from Fundulus heteroclitus (mummichog), 4964 nucleotides. It is a transcript of the gene ube2ql1, whose product is annotated as ubiquitin-conjugating enzyme E2Q family-like 1. The transcript is spliced from 3 exons. The coding region runs from base 571 to 1407 and encodes 278 amino acids. The record is from RefSeq and is a predicted model, not a curated record. NCBI's taxonomy places the organism in Eukaryota, Metazoa, Chordata, Actinopteri, Cyprinodontiformes, Fundulidae.
GGGAGAGGAGCGGAGAGGGAUUUACUGGGGGGGCUGGUUCAUCCUCGGCUGCAUUAAAGCAGGAGCCGCUGCAGCUGCAUCACACACACAUCACAGUUCCUCCUCUUCCUCCUCCUCUUCAUCCCUCUCUUUCUACCUCCUCCUCUUCCUCCUCUUCCUCUUCAUCACUGCAGCUCUCACCGACGGCAGGUCCACUGGAUGGUGGAGCCUUUUUAUUUUUCCUCUCUUCACGCGGACAGACACGCACGGGAUCGCUGUCCGGUGCGGCGGGACUGGACCGGACGCGGGGCUCCACGCAUUUUCCUGAAUUUCAGCAGACCUCGAUGAACCGUGUGGAGACGAUGCGCUGAGACGCACACGGCCCAGGCUCUCCGGUCGGUCGUGCGCUCAUCCAGAGGCUGCAGCUAACGGAGAGGGGGUGGACUGCGGUAUAAAAGAGAGAGGGUUUGCAGAGGAAAACAAAAAAAAAAAAAGGUUUCUGAUCCAUAAAGGUUGCGCCUGGCUCGAAAGGAGUGAGUCUCGCCCCUGAGCAGGGGGCGAUCAGUGGAGAGGCAGAAGUCUGCGCAAACGAUGGCCACCUUACUGCGGAAGAUCGGUCUGAUCCGUCUGCACGACCGGGACACGGAGGAUCCGAAGCACCACCAGGGCUCGCUAAAGGGGACCAAGGGGAACCAGAAGAACAACGCCAACAAGCACUGUCAAACCGCCAACGAGACCAACCUGCUGAGCACCCCGGAGAUCAAGGCGAGGAAGCUGGACCAGCAAGGCAAGGACAAGCCGACCGGCAAAGACAAGCAGGGCAAGGAGGCGAAGGAGAAGCAGCAGACGGGGGGAGGCGGGAGCAAAGCCCCCAGCGCCUCGUCCGUGCCGCCGCUGGCGCCUCACCGGCAGCACUGCACCCAGGUGCGGACGCGGCGGCUGAUGAAGGAGCUGCAGGAGAUCCGGAGGUUAGGGGACAACUUCAUCACGGUGGAGCUGGUGGAGGACAACCUGUUCGACUGGAACGUCAAGCUGCACCAGGUGGACAAGGACUCGGCGCUGUGGCAGGACAUGAAGGAGACCAGCACCGAGUUCAUCCUGCUCAACGUCACCUUCCCCGACAAUUUCCCCUUCUCGCCGCCGUUCAUGCGGGUCCUGACGCCCCGGCUGGAGAACGGCUACGUGCUGGACGGCGGGGCCAUCUGCAUGGAGCUGUUGACCCCCCGCGGGUGGUCCAGCGCCUACACGGUGGAGGCGGUCAUGAGGCAGUUUGCUGCCAGCCUUGUAAAAGGACAGGGCCGUAUCUGCAGGAAAGCAGGAAAGUCCAAGAAAGCUUUCAGUCGUAAAGAAGCCGAGGCAACCUUCAAGUCGCUGGUGAAGACCCACGAGAAGUACGGCUGGGUGUCCCCGCCCAUUUCCGACGGUUGAGUGUCCAGCUGCCGUCCCUCCAACCCCUGUGCUAGCCGUAGAAGAAAAAGAAGAAGAAGAAAAAAAACACACAAGCUAGCCUCCUUUAGAAAAAAAACAACACACCACGCUAACUCAAAAAUAUCUCAUCGUCACUUCUGGCUGUGUCGCUCAAGAUCUUUUUUGUUCGGUUUUUGUUUCCAUCAUUAUUGCCACCUCUCGACUAGAGAAGCGAGAUUUUUUUUUGUUUUUGUUUUUUCUUUUUGACCUUCUUGCCCAGGGAAUCUUUCCCCUGGUCCGGAACAAGGCGGAAGAGCGAGGAGAGGCGUUUGUGUAUGAAUGUGUCACUUCACGAGAAAUCAGCUGGGAAUGUGCGUCACUACCACCGGAUUUAUUUAUUGUUGGGGGUUGUUUUUUUUUGCUUUCUUUUUUUUUUUUUCCCCAGCACACACCAUUGUACGUGCAGUCGGACACAUCGGAUACGCGAACUUUUUCUCCACCCAUGCAAAAGACUACUGAACGAAAGAGACUCAUCUUUCACGCUAGUCCUCUCUUUAGUACUUGGACCGGCUACAUCCAACCAUUUGUGUAGCUCUCGGGUCGUUUAAAUACAAAUGAGGCUGUUAAUGUUUAAUAGUAGGGCAGCGCACUGGCAUUUAUACGCACUCAUUCCCUCUUUCGUUUUUCUUUUUCUUUUUUUUUCUCUCCCUUGCUUUCGACUGUGCCGUUUGCUCACGGUUCAAUGCAACAUAAAGAUUGUAAUUUACAUGGAGCUGUGCUCUUAACUCUUUCUUCUUUAACUCGCUUUUUCUCUCUCUCUUUCUCUCUCUCUCUCUUUCCUUCUCUUGUGGCUAAACUUAGAGCUCAGUGUGGCGCAGCUGGAUUAAAAAAACAAACAAAAAAAAAAAAAAUCACAUGUUGCUUUAUGCAGAGAGACCCUGUAUGAUAAACAGAAUGACAGUCAGUCACCUUCUUUCUUUCUCGCUCGCUCUGCUCUCGCGUUAGCCCGUCCGCAGGAGAGCAAGAAGCCUAUAAUUCCCAUGAUUUAGAUACCAGAUGGUACAGCUGAAGGGCCGGGCCCUCAAGUGUGCGCGCGCUUGCAAAGAGACAACCCUUUAAACGAUGAAGCGCGUGGCUGUGGAUGACACCGUUACCUGCAGGGAAGUGCUAUUCCUUCAGCUAAACCGCGCUCCGUGUCAUUACUUUAAACACGCGUGGAGUUGUAACCGUAUGUCUCUCAAAACCUCCGUGUAAUUUUAGCAGAAAAUAAAGACGUUUAGCGCCCGACACACACACACGUUUGACCUCGACGGUGGCGCCGACCCCUGGAAAUGGGAGCCGGAGUGCGGCUGUAAACGAAUGAACGCUUCAGAGAACUCCUGAUCGAUGCAGGAGGGAGAAAUGCAGGACGGGGACGGGAGGAGGAACGGCGGGGGAAAAGGAGGGAACCGUGCACGCUUCACGAUCACCGCCCGGCUGCUCUUGGGAAAAUGUCAGGUGGCUUCGCCGAGCGGCUGAGCGACAGGUAUUAUUUGCUCCGCCAUGUUGCACUCAGUUCUAGGAGUUCCAACCUUUUUUUUUAAAGGAGUUUGUCGAAGUCAGAAAUCCAAGCGUACAGCAACGCUAUCGUUCAUCAGCCUCCUGGUCCGGUUUGUUUUGCUGCGCGCCAAGUAAAUGUCACAGGAAGCGCUGCUAAUUGGUCUGACAUUUCCGCAGAGCGUCAUUAGAAAAGAGCAGCGAGGAUGGAGGAGAUCAAGACUCCCGCUCGGCGCUGACAUAUCGUCACUCUCCUCUCCCCGUCCUGCCAGAGGAGCGAGGGAGGGCCUGUUCGUUAUCCCCGAGCGGGCUUUCCCUCUCAGGAACAUGUAGCUAGGGGGUACGUUCGCUAUAAAUCCAUAACAAAUACCUGUGAGCAAAUAAGCAGGCCACGUUCCCGUCGUCGUCGUCGAAGAUACAAAAUGUUUUCAAAAAUGACAACAGAGGCAGAGACAGCGACCCACCAUCUGGUAUGUGAUCAUGUUUGAAAGCGUGUUCGUGCUAUUUAUGAGUUUGGCUCGUCAUUUCAGGUUCCGUCAUCAGAGAAAACUGUAAUCUGAAUAAUCGUUACGACAAAAUAUCUCAAAAGCUGAGUGUUCGCUGGUUCCAAGAGAAACCUCUUUUUUUUCUUUUUUUUUUGUGACAUAGUUUAGGCUGGUAGUUUGCAGAAACUAACUGGGUGAACUGACUAUUUGUAAUAUAUCUGCAUGUGAUACGUGAUUGGUAGCUAGCUACUGUAUAUCGUUUUUCCAAGAAAAGCAAGAAAAACAAGAGAAAACAAAAAAUGCAAAUGCUUCUCGUUUCUUUUCUUUUUUUAUUUAUAUUAAUAUUUUGUUUCUUUUCUUCUUCUUUUUUUUUUUUUUUGAGUCCUGUACCGUACGGACUUUCUCUUUCUUUCUCAAUGUUCUGAAAAUUGUCACAUUGUGUUUAUAUGAAUGUUUGUGUUAUAAUUUAUUUGUGGUUUGCCAAAACGACGAUUUGAAGCAUGUUGCAGGAAUUGUCACUGGAAAAGGAGAAGCAACAAAAAAAAAAGUAAACAACAAAAAAAAAAAAUGAUAGCUUAUGUAAUUGUGCGAUGGGGGGGAAGGUGCGUCUUCGUUGGGGAGGUGGUUUCAGGGAGCAAAGACUCCGGAUUAUAAAAAGGAGGUGUUGUGGGAGUGCGACACCUCCCCUCGCUCCUGUUCCUUGUCCCCCACUGGAAUGUCAUUCCUGCCCCCUCCCCAUUGGUCCUAAUCUAUACACUGAUUUGGCCCGAGUGUAAUGCAGUCAACGCAGCCUGGACAGAACCCACCCUUAGUAACAGAUCCGGGCUCAGAACGGACUCCCUGUGCUUCAAUUCAAACCUCUGAAGGGAAUCUGACCUGCGAUCAGUUACUCUGAGCGUCUUUGUCCCACUCCUGGGUCGAGCGUUUGGUCAGAGACCCAAGUCUCACAAAGUUCAAAAGGUGAAAGGUCGUUGCAAGACCAAACAGGAAUGUGCAAUAAAAAUGACAUCUUAUUGAAACCCGACUGAUGUGCUGGUUUUGUUUCUUAUUUGAAUCCUGAGCUACACUUUCAUGCAUCUUAAUGGCCCACUUCAGGUUGCUGUGUCCUCUGCCCCCCCCCUGCAUUGUCCUGCUUUUGUGCUUGGUAGGGCACAGCUUUAACACCAGUCAGUAGGGAAAAAAAGGCUGGAAACACCAAUUCUGUGCUUUUAUGAGCUGCUUUGUCCAGCUUUAUGGAGAUUUACGGUUUCUUCUGUGAGAGCAGAGCAGCUGUCUGACCAUAUCAGGGCACUCCAGUCCGCUUAGUAGGGGGGGGGGGGGAAGCUUGUGUGCGCAAGUCACAGGGAAGUGACUGAAUAUGGACUGGACAGAGCAAAUAAGCGAAUUGUGAAUUUUGUGGAGUCAUGGAAUUACAAUGAUAGCUUUGGAAAACGACACAAGACUGGACUGAAACAGCGAAAGAAACGGUGAAUGGUGUGUGCUAGAAACAGCUUAUCCAAGUGUCUGUCUUGUUACCAGUUGAUUGUUGUCAAAAAAAUAAUAAAAACAACAGAGUUA